Didymodactylos carnosus is the source of this 592-nucleotide messenger RNA. NCBI's taxonomy places the organism in Eukaryota, Metazoa, Rotifera, Eurotatoria, Philodinida, Philodinidae. The record is from the annotation of a GenBank genome assembly.
AGUGACAAACAACUUAUAAGUUAUUGUUCUCGUUAUGGUCUGAUAUUAUCGUGUACAAAAACUAUAAUGGAUGAUUUUGCCUAUGUUGAGUUUUACGAAUCAUCGUCUGUCGAUUUGUUUUUUAUCCAAAUCACCGCAUACUGUAAAUAGUCGAUUAUUAACAGUUGGUUUUAAAAUACAACAAAUUUCAGGUGAGAAGAACCGUCUUAUCGCAGAUGAGGAUCCUACGCGAGGAUUUCCAAACAUAAUGUUACAAAAUCAACCCUGUAGCCUCUAUUUAUAGAGUCUUUGUUUAUCUAUAUUUUAGAUGAUUUAGUCGUUGUCGGUCGUUUAUUUGUUGGUCGUGUAGACCCAACAAUAAAUGUAGAACAGUUAAAAGAAUACUUUAACAAAUAUGGUUCGAUUAAAAAGUGUGUUAUCGAUAUCAAUGGAAAAUAUGCUUUGAUUGAUUUUAACAAUGACAAAUCAAUUGAGAAUAUUUUAAAAUUACAAGAAAAUAACAAAUUAUAUUCGAUUCAAGGAAAAUAUUUACAUCUCAAUAGAACAAUGAAUACGAGUGUACCAAGAUUGUGAGUGAACUGCUUGAAAAUAG